CUGUUGAGCAUCUAGUUGGGCAGUUUGCUUCCGGCAUGACCAGCUUGCUCGGGAAGUUGGUUGAGGGUUGGACGGCACUUAAUGGCUCUGACAGUGAUGCGGUUGCGAGGCAGUUCACAUCAUUCCUUGGAGAACGGACACAUUGACCAACUGGUUGCCGUGGCCGGUACGACUACAACAGCUCUCAGGAGCUCCCUGACACGCAAGAUGAAAUAGAUGGAGAUGCUGGUCUCGACAAGGAGGAUGAUGAUGACAUGGAGAAUGUGCAACAUGAAACCGACAACGAUGAGCAUGUUGAAGUUCGUGUAGGUGGUAAGAAGGAUAAGGCUGCACCAAAUGUUCCUCCACCGGAGAAAGUCAUUGAACAAACAAUUACGAGAGACACGGGGGUGUCGCCCUCAAAGAGGGGCAGGGCUCCAGAGGAUGUCGGGCAGGGCUCUGCUGGCAAGAGGUCUAGGACCGACCCCAUAGCUGCUAGGAGGAGUGAGGCGACAGCUGGUGGACGAGCAGUUAAGAAGAAACAAGCACCAACGCCAACUCUUGUUUCUGCCCGGUUGAACAAGGGUGUUCCUGCUACUGGUGACACCACUUUCACUAGGUCGUCUCCUCGUACGUCGACGUCCAACACCGGGGAUCCUUCGUGUUGGAAGCCUUGA
Molecule: messenger RNA, 656 nt
Organism: Triticum dicoccoides
Lineage: Eukaryota; Viridiplantae; Streptophyta; Magnoliopsida; Poales; Poaceae
Exons: 2
Coding region: 255-656 (133 amino acids)
Source: RefSeq, a predicted model, not a curated record